GUCUUCAAUAUGCCACACGAUAAUGUUAAGGCAUGUGAGGAAGUGUUUGGCAAGCUGCAGGACAAUCACAUGAUGUCUCCCACUCUGAUCCGGAUCAACCGCACCAGUCCCUGGUCACCAUGCAGUGCUGCCAUUAUCACUGACUACCUGGACAGUGGACACGGCGAUUGUCUGCUGGAUCAACCUCAGAAACCGUUAGCUCUUCCAGAGGUGCUCCCAGGUGCAUCGUAUGGUUUAGAGCGGCAGUGUGAGCUUGCCUUCGGUGCCGGCUCAAAGCCGUGCCCGUUCAUGCAGGCACCAUGUCAGCGCUUGUGGUGCACAGGAAAGACCCGCGGGCAACUGGUGUGCCAGACAAGACACUUUCCAUGGGCAGACGGAACCAGCUGCGGGAACGGUCAGCUCUGCAUGAGAGGCACAUGCAUGGACAAACAGGAGAUCACCAAAACGAAGGUGGAUGGCAGAUGGGGUAAAUGGGGACCGUUUGGUACCUGCUCCAGAACUUGUGGAGGUGGAGUGCAGCUUUCAAAGAGAGAGUGUGACAACCCUGUGCCAGUCAAUGGCGGCAAAUACUGCCAGGGAGUGAGGGUCAAAUACCGGUCCUGCAACCUCUCUCCAUGCCCUGACACAGGUAAGAGCUACCGUGAGGAGCAGUGUGAAGCUUACAAUGGGUUUAGCCUGAACACUAACCGGCUCACCCCCUCUGUGGUGUGGGUGGCCAAAUAUUCUGGCGAUUGUCUGCUGGAUCAACCUCAGAAACCGUUAGCUCUUCCAGAGGUGCUCCCAGGUGCAUCGUAUGGUUUAGAGCGGCAGUGUGAGCUUGCCUUCGGUGCCGGCUCAAAGCCGUGCCCGUUCAUGCAGGCACCAUGUCAGCGCUUGUGGUGCACAGGAAAGACCCGCGGGCAACUGGUGUGCCAGACAAGACACUUUCCAUGGGCAGACGGAACCAGCUGCGGGAACGGUCAGCUCUGCAUGAGAGGCACAUGCAUGGACAAACAGGAGAUCACCAAAACGAAGGUGGAUGGCAGAUGGGGUAAAUGGGGACCGUUUGGUACCUGCUCCAGAACUUGUGGAGGUGGAGUGCAGCUUUCAAAGAGAGAGUGUGACAACCCUGUGCCAGUCAAUGGCGGCAAAUACUGCCAGGGAGUGAGGGUCAAAUACCGGUCCUGCAACCUCUCUCCAUGCCCUGACACAGGUAAGAGCUACCGUGAGGAGCAGUGUGAAGCUUACAAUGGGUUUAGCCUGAACACUAACCGGCUCACCCCCUCUGUGGUGUGGGUGCCCAAAUAUUCUGGUGUUUCGGCUAAAGAUACAUGCAAGUUGAUCUGCAGGGCAAAUGGAACAGGCUACUUCCACGUUCUUGCACCUAAGGUUGUUGAUGGUACACCAUGUUCUCCUGACUCCUCAUCAGUCUGUGUCCAAGGCAAAUGCAUCAAGGCAGGCUGUGAUGGAAAACUGGGAUCCAACAAGAAGUUUAACAAGUGUGGAGUCUGUGGAGGAGAUAAUAAGAACUGCAAGAAGGUCUCAGGCCUUUUCACCAAGCCGAUGCAUGGUUACAAUUUUGUGGUCAUGCUCCCUGUGGGAGCCGCUAACAUUGACAUCAGGCAGCGUGGCUACAAGGGCAUCGUGAGUGAUGACAACUAUCUUGCUGUCAAGAACAGCCAGGGCAAGUACCUGCUGAAUGGAAACUAUGUGGUUUCAGCCAUGGAGAAGGAUAUUCUUGUGAAAGGAAGUCUGCUCCGCUACAGUGGAACAGUUGGCUCCUCAGAAACUCUUCAGGCUGUGAAGCCUCUGGGAGAAGCCCUGGUAAUUGAAGUGCUAUCUGUAGGCCAGAUGACACCUCCACGUAUCCGCUAUUCUUUCUACUUGCCACGGGAGAGCAAAGAUGCCAAGGUGCAAAAGAAAGAAGAAAAGGCACGUGCUGAAAACAAUGUUCUUAGGGAAGAGGGCGGAAUCAGUAAAAGUGGAAAAGAGGCAGAUCUUCUUAAGGACACAAUCUCACCAUCGUAUGUCAAAGAUAUUCCACCAAAACCAGGAAAGUGGGUGGCGGCCGGGUGGGAUGUGUGCUCGGUUACUUGCGGUAAUGGGCUCCAGAGGAGGAUGGUGCAGUGUCUCGGGGGAGAUGGUGGGCCUGGAAUGGACUGUGAGCCUGCCCAAAAACCCAGUGCUAUUCAGGCGUGUGGAGACCCUUGCCCCAUGUGGGAGGUGGGCGACUGGUCCCCCUGCUCCAAGACCUGUGGGAAGGGCUUCAAACGGCGCCUGAUUCGCUGCGUUACAAAUGUAGGAAAGCUGCUUCCCAGGGAGAAGUGUGCAGAGAAAAAGAAGCCACAGGAACUGGACUUCUGUUCAUUAGCCCCUUGUAAAUAAUCCACCCCUCCAUUUAAUAUUUCUCUACAUGGACCUUCUAUUUUGUCAAAUUGCAUAUUCAGCAGAGAAAAGUACAAAGAAAAAAGACUAUAAGUAUAUAUUUUUUCAUCUGUUUGACAAUUGGGAAAAAUGGACAGCUGUGGAAAAAAAUGACUGAUAAAAGACAGACAAUUGAGGUUGUGAGAUAAACAGGAUUGAACACAAAUGCAAAUAGUACUCUACCUCUAAUUCUAAUCACAUCCAUCACCUGUAAAUCAUCCAGAUGAGACCAAAUUCAAAAUCAUGCCUGACGUCAUUAAAAUUUGUUGGUAUUAAUAAGAAACGGGUACAUGUACAUUUUUUGUAUGUUUGAAUACAUACGAUAUAGAUGUAUUGACAGCACCU
This is a messenger RNA of Sinocyclocheilus grahami, 2748 nucleotides long. RefSeq names its product A disintegrin and metalloproteinase with thrombospondin motifs 15-like. Lineage: Eukaryota; Metazoa; Chordata; Actinopteri; Cypriniformes; Cyprinidae. Gene Ontology annotation, cellular component: extracellular matrix. The coding region runs from base 10 to 2364 and encodes 784 amino acids. Gene Ontology annotation, molecular function: metalloendopeptidase activity. The transcript is spliced from 9 exons. The record is from RefSeq and is a predicted model, not a curated record. Gene Ontology annotation, biological process: proteolysis; extracellular matrix organization.